Molecule: messenger RNA, 2304 nt
Organism: Coprinopsis cinerea okayama7#130
Lineage: Eukaryota; Fungi; Basidiomycota; Agaricomycetes; Agaricales; Psathyrellaceae
Exons: 4
Coding region: 1-2304 (767 amino acids)
Biological process (GO): maturation of SSU-rRNA from tricistronic rRNA transcript (SSU-rRNA, 5.8S rRNA, LSU-rRNA)
Cellular component (GO): nucleolus
Molecular function (GO): protein binding
Source: RefSeq, a predicted model, not a curated record
AUGGCGCCCUCACAAAAACCCUCGAAAACAAAGUCAAAAGCGUCCAAGGCACGCCCAAUUUCCACAGCUGCAAUCUCACAACCCCACGUCGAGGAUGCGUCCAUCCUCACUUCCCUUUCCGCCUUUUCUCAAGACGCCCAUCUCUUCGCAUAUCUCCAACUCGCAGUCGACAAACAUCGUCUGCGCGUCUAUAACACCGCAUCCGGUCAUUCCCUGGCUGAAUAUACAGUGGACACUGCCCGUGUAUCUGCUCUCCACUGGGACACCCUCAACUUCGCUUCCGAGUCCCAACCAGAUGUCGCAUCGCCCUCCAAGAAGAAGCGGAAGAAGAGACAGAGUCUCGCGCCAGAGGAAACUCCCUCUUCAGCAGGCACAGAGGUAGUCGUUCUCGGCCUGUCAGACGGCACGAUAUCCUUCUUCUCUCCCUCCCAUGGCCGAGUUUUGCGAACGCUUUCGCAUCCAUCGAGUUCAACCCCCGUCCUCAGUCUCGCGACCUCGAAAAAUGUCAUCUGGUCCUCAAGCGCCGAUGGGGUGGUUCGAAGUUGGAAUAUCCAAACGAGUGAAAUUAUAGACACCUGGAAGACUGAAGACAGGAUACCAUACACUGCCCUAUCAGUUCGACCCAACCAAGAGGACGACAGAACCGAUCUACUCGUCGCCCACCACAAUGUCCGCCUGGUAUCAAGAAGCAACGACGUUCUUUCUUCAUCUCGGUCGACUCAGAUUGCUUCCUUCACUGGCCAUGCUUCAUCUAUAAAACUCACCAAAUGGGCUCAAUCUGAAAUCCCCCCUGGCCGUUUCGUGACAAUGGCAGAGGGCGACCGUUUCCUCUACGUUUGGGAUAUCGAAGAUGGAACAACGUCAGAAGGAAAAGCAUCAGCUUCAAUUCCUCUCGACUCGGAACCCCGGACAUUUUCGAUAUCCCCUGCGUCAGGCAAGGUGGCGUUGGCCGCGCUUUCUGCCUCUGGCAAAGUUUCGGUGUAUCCCAUCCCUGAAGAACUCGUCCCUCCCGCAAGCACCAACACUACCUCACAUAAAAUCCCCACCCUCCUCUCCCGCUCCAACAUCGUCGCCCCCGCCAAAAAUAGUGCUUCGACUUCUCCAGUUAUUAACAUCGCCUUCAACUCGACCGACAACACAUCUCUUCGCAUUGCACGACUCGCCAAAGGUGUUCGUCCAGUGUUCUCGAACGUCAAAUUCUUGGAUGACUCGGGGUCCUAUAUCUCUGACAUCACCCUUGAGGAACUCGAUCUCUCAGUGGUCAAGGACGCCGAUGCGGGUAUUUCCACUCAACGAUAUGCUGAAGGAUCAGCCAAUGUCGUAGGCUCUGCCAUCGACCUCGGAGUCAAAGAAUCCGGAGACGACGUCCCCGUGCGCGACAUCGACGGCGACCUCGAAGUCGACCUCGCAGAACUUUCCCUUGGCCAACGCCUGACAGCCUUAAACGACGGUGAAGCGCGGCACUCUGACAGCGACGACGAAGAAGGUGUCUCUAGAUCACCUAAAAAGAAAAAGGGAGGACCAAAACGCGACGUCUCCUCAGUCCCUGCCAAUUCUUUGACAAGGACACUGAUCCAAGCUUUGCAUUCGUCGGAUAGCAGGCUGUUGGAGAGCUGUCUCGCCCAUUCAGAUCCCACUCUUAUUCAGAACACUGUGAAGCGGCUGCCACCUCAGCUGGCUGUGCCAUUGGUAGUUGCAUGCACCGAGAGACUUGGGCGGGGUGCUCGGGCCGCCAACAUGAAGGGCGGGGGAGGAGGAGCGAGUUCUCAGCGAGGUACCGGAUUGAUUAUGUGGAUAAAGACUGCUCUUGCAGUCCACGCCGGACAUCUAAUGACGAUCCCUGACCUCGUGGCCCGUCUAUCUGGCCUGUACACCACCAUCAACGCAAGACUGGCCUUGCACGAGAACCUCCUCCUUUUGAACGGAAAACUCGACAUGGUCCUCUCGCAGGUGGAACUGCGAUCGUCAGCAGCUCCUGCACCUCUCACCAUCAAAAAGGACAAGAGCAAGGGCAAAGCCGUCCAGUCCUCGGUAGCCAAGCAUUAUGUCGAGGGAGAAAGUGAAUCGAGUGAAGCCGACGAUGACGGGGAUGUGGAGAUUGAGAGCGGUGAUGAGGAGGGAAGCGUGGAGGAUGUAGAACUUGGUGGCGACAGUGACGAUGAAGACGGAAGUGACGAGGAGGAUGACGAAGAUGAUGAUCUUGAUGAAAGCGACGAGGAGGACGGUUCGAUGAAUGGGUUCAUAGAUGACGAGGCAGAGGAGGAGUGGUCGGAUGAAGAAGAUGAGGGCGACGAAAGCGAGUAA